CUGAAUUGUUGAAUCAGGUAAGCGACUGAGGGGGAAAUCGGCAAGUCUGGGCAAUACAGUUCACAGUCAAGCACUGCCACCUCGCGAUGGAUUCCGGGUUUGCCGAAGGCACGCGCAGGUUCACAAGUUGGUUCCAGGCCCUGCCCGGCGCCACGUUUCAUCCCGACAUAGUGGUCGAGGACCUCAGGGGACGCGGUGCUGGCCGCGGCAUCAUUGCCAAGGCAGACAUCCCCGCGGACACUGUUCUCUUCACCAUCCCCCGCAGCGCCAUACUCUGCGCGGCAACUUCAGCCCUCCGAGACAAGAUCCCGGAUGUCUUCGAUCUCGAGGGCGACCAUGGCGCCGGCCACUCCGACUCGGGAGAUGAGGACGGUGCCGCAUCAUCGUCGUCACAGGACUCCUGGACUCUGCUCAUCCUCGUCUUGAUCUACGAGCACCUCCAGGGGGAAGCCUCCCGCUGGAGACCGUACCUGGAUGUGCUGCCACCGACCUUCGACACGCCCAUGUUCUGGUCGCCCACCGAGCUGUCCGAACUGCAAGCCAGCGCGCUGGUGGCCAAGGUUGGCAGGGCCGAGGCCGACCGGAUGAUCGAGGCCAAGGUACUCCCGGUGAUUCGAGCCCACGAAGAGGUCUUCUUCCCCCCCGGGCGCGCGAAGCUCGACGAUGCCCAGCUGUUCGAGCUGGCUCACCGCAUGGGAAGCACCAUCAUGGCCUAUGCCUUUGACCUAGAAAACGACGACUCGGACAACGACGAGGCCGACGAAGACGACGAGUGGGUCGAAGACAGGGAGGGAAGGACGAUGUUGGGCAUGGUCCCCAUGGCCGAUAUGCUCAACGCCGACGCCGAGUUCAAUGCGCACAUCAAUCACGGCGACGAUGCGCUCACGGCCACCGCGUUGCGGCCCAUCAGGGCUGGCGACGAGAUCUUGAACUACUACGGCCCGCUGCCAAACGGCGAGCUCCUGCGCCGGUACGGCUACGUGACGCCAAAGCACAGCCGCUACGACGUGGUGGAGCUGCCGUGGGAGCUCGUCGAAGCCGAGCUGAAGGGCCGCGUCGGGACUCACUGGACCGCUUCCGAGUGGGACAAGGUCCGGGAGCUGGUCCGGGCCGACGACGACUUCGAGGGGAGCUUCGUGCUGGAGCGCUCCAGUGCAGAUCCCGACUCCACCGGACAGCUAAGCGGUGACGCCGUCUUCGCUGGCUUGCCGGACGAGCUGGGCGAACAGUUCAAGGCCUUCCUCAAGGCCGCGAAGAAGGUCGCCAAUUCCGAGAUUGCGGCCCGGGCUGCUUCGGACAAGGAGAUGCGCAAGGAGUUGUACUUGCAGGCCGUUCUGGCCGCCCUCCAAGCCCGCGAGCGACAAUACGCCACGUCGCUCGAGGACGACAGGCAGCUCAUGGACGCCGGGAAUCUGACCGGGCGGCAGGAAAUGGCCGUGUGCGUCAGAAUAGGCGAGAAAGUGCUCCUCAGGGAGGCGCAGUCGUGGGUCCGGAGGGAGUUGGACGAGCUGCAAAGCCAGGCGUCCCGGACGACGCGCGAGGAUGACGCCCCAGCUGUGAAGAGACGGCGGGUUUGAACAGUCGGGGGACCGUCGGCCAUUCUGCUGGACGGAUAGAUACCGGCAGCCAGGACGCUUGUGCUUCUCACGUUGUAUUAUUACAUAGAGCCCGGACCGUAGGAAGAAUACUAUGCAGUACACGUCUCGGGAAACGACGGCGCGGAGGUAAACAUGGACAAAAUGGGUCUCCCUGGUGCCAGCAGCCAACGCUAGCAGCG
Molecule: messenger RNA, 1777 nt
Organism: Thermothielavioides terrestris NRRL 8126
Lineage: Eukaryota; Fungi; Ascomycota; Sordariomycetes; Sordariales; Chaetomiaceae
Exons: 2
Coding region: 87-1577 (496 amino acids)
Biological process (GO): peptidyl-lysine monomethylation
Cellular component (GO): nucleus
Molecular function (GO): protein-lysine N-methyltransferase activity; protein binding
Source: RefSeq, a predicted model, not a curated record